AUAUAUCCAUUCCAAAUAUGCAAAUUUUUUUAUCACAUCAAACAACCUGCAUCUUUGAAACUUUCCACAAAAAUAUUUACAACCAAAAAAUUCGUCUUUAUGAUUCCGCGCCUCAGGGAAGCUUCCUUACACUUUCAUUUUAUUUGAUUAAUAAGAGUGAAAAGCUGAUCUGACAGCCCAAGGGCUCCAUUGUCAUGGAUUAUCUAACCGUUGUAGUUCUUGGAGUCCAUUGGGUAUUUUUAAACGCCUCACUUGCUCAACAAAUUACUUCACAACGUGGGGUUUUUCUGACCGAACGUAAGCCCUAGUCUAUUGCUAUAUGUUUAUUGUUCCUUGGUCGUCACUUUGUUUCCCGAAGCGCUUGUCGUAUCAACACGUAUUUUGCCCCAGUGUAUGUUUUAUUGUAUCAUUAUAUAACGUGGUUGUAUUAUAUCGUUGUUCUCCCUUCUAGAAUAUUUCCUGACCCCGAGUAUUUUUAGCCGAGCUGGCUUCCACAAAACUGAACAAUCUGUUUUUACUUUUUAACAUGCCAAUAAAGCUUAACUUUGAUUCGAAUCUUUAGAAAUUUUCUUGUUAAUGAAAGUAAAUACAAUAUUUUCUCUCGACCAAUCAAAGCACUGUAAUAUCCAUCCGUUUCUGGUUGUCGCCUAAUUUGUUUUCAGACCAAUCAGAAUAGAUGAUCUUUUCUUUAUUUUGGGGGCGUUAUAAGAAUAUUAUGCAUUUUACUUUUCUUACUAAACGUCUCGUGAUCAGAUAUACAAUAUGUGAUUUUACACCGUUGCGUAUCGAGUUCGAGGUUCCCGCUAUAUCAACAAAUUACAAGGAGCGAAGCAAGUCGCGAUGAAUGGUAAGAUGUGUUAAAGAUUACCGCGAAUAUAGAAAUGAGACGAACCACAAAGUCUUCCUAAGACCAUGAAAGUUUGUUUCUUCCAAGUACAGCUAAUAAGGGCAUUAUGUGUGGUGGUGACGUUCCUGCCGUUGGUUACUGGAAAAGAAAUCAAAGUGGGUAUUUUGUUGCCAAUGACAGGCCGCUGGCCAAUAGGAACGCGGAUAGCAGCAGCCGCCCCAUUGAGCAUACAAGACAUAAACAAUGACAUCACACUGUUGCCAGCUUUCAACCUGACGUACUCUAUCCACGACAGCGCAUGCGUCGCAGAAAAAGGACUUCGCGGAAUGGUUGCGUUUGAAGGACUGGACUUCAUUAUCGGACCCGGAUGUUCAUUGACUGCUCAGCCUGUGGCGACCUUAGCGAAGAUCUGGAAUAAACCGAUCAUUACGUAUGCGGCCUCGUCUGCAGCGUUUAUUGAUAAGACGGUUUUCUCGACGUUUGCGACGGUUACAGCGUACGGGCGGCGAAAUCAGCAGUACACGCCGGCGUUUGUCGCGCGGUUAAUGAGCGCUUUUAAUUGGACAGUUUGUGGAAUUUUGACAUCGACGGAGGUGGAAUGGAAGGCGAUGGCUCAGAAAAUCCGCGCGCUUAUCAGUCCGCUAGUGAAUGUUACGGUGUACGAAGAACACGACCCGCAAACAACGAGGUUUGACGAGAUUCUACGAAGAGGAAGAGAAAAUGCAAGAGUCUUCCUUCUUCUCUGCUACGUCAAUCAGGUCACGGACAUCAUGCGCGCGGCCAAGAACCUGGGUAUGACAAAUGGUGACCACGCCUUUGUUACUAUUGAUCUCAACACGGACGUCUUCUACUCAAACGGACGGUGGACUGGGAACGAUGGACCUGGGUCCCAAUUCUCUCAGGACCUGAACGGUAUCGUGGACCUGAGCGUGGAUAGACCCCUCCUGUCUGAGGACUUCAAGGCUAGGUACAGAGCGAUGGGAAGUGCCCUCGUACCGGAAGUGAGACAGUAUUUGAAUGCUAAGCCGUCGUGGUACGCAGCGUUCUUGUAUGACGCCAUAUGGCUCGCUGCACUGGCCCUGAAUGACACUAUUGCAGACGGAUAUGACGUCACGAAUACCUCAGCCACCGUACAGCGCAUGUUCAAUAGACAGUUCCAAGGUGAAUCCGGGAAAGUCCGUAUGAUAAAUGGCACCAGAGUGCCUCUGUUUGCAGUUGGAAAUAUCGUGAAUGGAUCAUAUAAGCUAAUCAUGAAUGACAGCUUGUCUCAGAAAACUGUGGAUGGGCUUAACGGCAUUGAGUGGCCCGGACAAGGUCGGACAGUCCCCCUGAGUGUACCGCCUUGCGGAUUCGAUGGCUCGUUCUGUAUCAACAAAACUCCGGAUGGGAAAAGCAGCGAUGAAACCCAGUUGAUUAUUUUCGCGGUCCUCGGAGCUUGCAUUUGUCUCGUUGUGCUGGUGGGAGUUGCUGUGUUCCUGAGGAGGCGACAAGACCAAGAGUGCACCUAUAUGCAAUGGGUAAUACCAUAUAAGGCCAUAGCGCCAAGCCAAGAACAUGAACCGGAAGAGAUCAAUCGGAGUCGAGUGAGCCAGCUUGAUGAUACUUCAUUGUUCUCUCGCAAAAGUACUGCACAGGGCAGAUUCAGGAUCGGAGUUUAUAAGGGAAAGAAAGUAUUCAUCAAGAGAUCAUCGAACGAUGCGAUUAACGUGACUUGCCAGUGCAAGAAUGACAUAAGAGUGGCGUGUGAGCUGAGACAUGUUAAUGUCAACCCAUGCGUAGGUGUGUGUGUAGAGCCACUCACCGUCUGUAUCGUCAACGAAUUCUGCGCCAAGGGAAGCUUGCAGGAUAUUCUUUUGGAUGAUAACCUGAAACUGGAUUGGACAUUCAAGAUGUCUUUCGCCAUGGAUAUUGCACGGGGUAUGGAAGAAAUCCACAAGAGCGCCAUUGGCCCUCACGGCCGACUCAAAUCUAAGAACGUCGUUGUUGACAGCUACUGGAUUUGUAAAAUCGCUGAUUAUGGACUCGGGAGCAUAAGGCAAUCCCAGAACGACCUGGGGCAGGAUGGGAAGGCAUAUUCAGAGCUUCUUUGGACCGCGCCUGAACUCUUGCGUGAGUCCCACGGACGCGUAUCUUCGCCUUCUGCAGACUGUUACGCGUAUGGAAUCAUUCUACAGGAGAUUGCCCUAAGAGAAGCCCCUUUCUCUACCUUGCUUCUCAGUCCAAAAGAGGUAGUCUAUCACGUGCGUAAGGGCAUGACCCCUUACUGUCGUCCCCAGGUCCCACCUGACAGCGCUCCGUCAGCCUACCGUGAGCUUAUGGACAUCUGUUGGGAUGAGGUUCCUGAAAGGCGACCAACAUUUAGUGGAGUGCUAAAAAUUCUCAAGAAGAUGAACAAUGGCAAAGUGUCCAACAUUGUCGAUAACAUGGUAUCGAUGAUGGAGAAGUACACAACUGACCUCGAGUCACUCGUCAAGGAGCGAACCCGUCAGCUUGAGACAGAGAAGAGCAAAACAGAUGAGUUGUUGUAUAGGAUGCUGCCAAGGCUUAUAGCGGAUCAGCUAAAGGCCGGCCUUCCCCUGAAGGCAGAGAGCUUCUCGGAAGUUACAGUCUUUUACUGCGACAUCGUGGACUUUACGGUCAUUGCAGCCUUAAGUGAGCCAAUGCAGGUUAUAAAGCUAUUGAAUGACGUCUACAGUUUGUUCGAUACCAUCAUGGGUCGUUAUGACAUCUAUAAGGUUGAGACGGUUAGAGACUCAUGUCUUGUGGUCAGCGGUCUCCCUGAGCGUAAUGGUAAUCGUCAUGCAAGCGAAAUUGCAGCCAUGUCUCUUCAUCUAUUGAACUACGUCACAGACUUUAGAAUUGAGCACUUGCCAGAUACCAGGCUUGAAUUCAGGAUGGCCAUACACACAGGUCCUUGUGUGGCUGGGAUCGUCGGCUUGAAAAAACCGCGCUACGACAUCUUUGGCGAGACGGUGAACAUCGUGAAGCAUCUAGAAUCUGCUGGCAUUCCUCAGAGCAUCCACGUCAGCAGCCCCACGUGCCGCCUUUUAACAACACUUGGAGGCUUCAUGCUCGAGACUAGAGGCGAAAUGCUGAUCAAGGGAAUUGGCAUAACCACCACGUACUUCUUACGAGAGCAAGACAAAGAUUGAAAAACCGAGCUAUCCGUGCUCGUGCCUUGAUAAUCUUUGAAAACUAAAAUGAUAGAAGAAUGCAAAAAAAUAAGGAUACGCAUCACUUGAGUUUAUUGAAAAACACCUUAUACUUACGAAUUAUUAUUACAAAUAAGCACAUUUCAGCCACAAGUCAUUGCAUAUUUCAGACAUUUCGCCCAUUUCGUAUUUUGCGUUUGCACUGUCAACUCAGAUAAAAAUGGGUUUGUGAAAGUCGACGUUAACGUAACCGUUUGGAUCUGCGAUCUGUGUGUAACAAGAUGUAUCGAUAUGAAAUUGCCUUUUUUGUGAAUAAAAACCCUGUUAUUAAA
Messenger RNA from Nematostella vectensis (starlet sea anemone), 4331 nucleotides. Its product is annotated as atrial natriuretic peptide receptor 1. Lineage: Eukaryota; Metazoa; Cnidaria; Anthozoa; Actiniaria; Edwardsiidae. Gene Ontology annotation, molecular function: guanylate cyclase activity; ATP binding; protein kinase activity. The transcript has 23 exons. The coding region runs from base 913 to 3999 and encodes 1028 amino acids. The record is from RefSeq and is a predicted model, not a curated record. Gene Ontology annotation, biological process: cGMP biosynthetic process; receptor guanylyl cyclase signaling pathway; protein phosphorylation.